UCGGACUGCGCUGUGAAACAAAACCAGCACCUCCGUCCAGCACUGCGCCAUCUCUUUACGUUAGCUCGGUAGCUAGAAGAAAGCUAGCUCGCUGCUCAAGGGGGCGAAUCGCUUGUGCUCAAAAGGGACGACCCAAGUAGCAAUUUGACAGAUUUUACCGAAAGCAAGACAUUUUACUCGUAAAGGUCGUGUGGUGGUUGGCUAACGUUAGCCAUGCUAGCCGGCUUUGAGGCACCGAGGCUAACGCAGGGCCUGCUGUGUUCACACUAAAGCCAGGUGAUGGCGCUGUCGGUGUUCCAGGCGGGUGUGUUGUGGAUGGUUUAGUAUAAAUCGCGAGGGGCGAAGGUGAAGGUCGAGACACCAGCCCAAACUGAUCCCAGCCCACAGUGUCAAACAUCAGACAGACGACAGCCCUGCACACAGACGCUAUGGAUCGUUCACCCACCACCUCCAGCCUGAUGGCCAGCAGCAACGUCACCAACAAGACCGACCCACGCUCCCUCAACUCUCGGGUCUUCAUCGGCAACCUCAACACCCUGCUGGUCACCAAGGGCGAUGUCGAGGCCAUCUUCUCCAAAUACGGCAAGAUCGUAGGGUGCUCUGUCCACAAGGGCUACGCCUUCGUUCAGUUCGCCAACGAGAGGAACGCCCGAGCUGCUGUCGGCGGGGAGGACGGGAGGAUGAUUGUCGGACAAGUACUCGACAUCAACCUGGCUGGAGAACCCAAACCACACCGGUCAAAAACCACCAAACGCUCAGCUGGAGACAUGUACAGCAGUUCCUCAUUUGACCUCGACUAUGACUUUCAGAGAGAUUAUUACGACAGAAUGUACUCGUACCCAUCCCGUGUUCCCGCUCCUCCUCCCCCCUUGUCGCGGGCUGUGAUCCCGUCCAAGCGCCCGCGGGUCAGCCUGAGCGGAGGAAGCAGCCGGCGAACCAAGAGCAGCUUCUCCUCUUCCUCCAAGAGCAGUCAGAGGACUUCGUCGUCCAGAACAAUGAAAGUGGACGAGCUGCAGACCAUCAAGCGGGAGUUGACCCAAAUCAAAAGCAAAGUGGACGACCUGUUGGAGAGCCUGGAGCGCAUGGAGAAGGACCACAGCAAGAAGUCAGAAGCUAAGAGUAUAAAAACGGAGCCAGGAGAGGUGACUUCACCUCCGCACCCAAGCAACAAGAAGGAUGAGGGGAUAAAGAGAGACCGGGAGAGCCAGGAGAUGAACGACUCGGACGAGGACGACGAUGAAGAAGAGGAGGGAGACCUGCUGGAGGAGGAAGAGGUGAAGAGUCAAGAGAGGGAGGAUGAAGAGGAGGAGGAAGAGGAAGGAGAGCACGUGGAAGGUGACGACGAUGGUGACAGUGUAAACGGCGAAGACGACUCGUAGGCAUGGACGACCCCGACGCAUGCAGCGUACACACCGCUUCCAGUAGGAACUCGGACUCCUGUUUUAACACUCAUAUUGUAGAUACAAAAAGCAAACGAGCAUGGUGCACACACUCUGUCCAUUGUCCCUGAAGCCGUUUUUUUUGUUGUUGCUCAUUUUAUCACUGUAACAGGAAUAACUAGCCGUAGGUUCCGGUUUGUGUUUUUACUGCGUUGUUAUGUGUCUUCGGGAGAAGGUGGAAACUAUGUUCUCAGAGACGACAGCUCGACGGACAUGUCUUAAUGUGAGGACGAACACUCUGCUACAAAAGACCGUUGUUUUUUUUGUUUUUGUUUUUUUAGGUUCAAUGUAUUUUUCUUCAUCGUGAGUUUGUUUGACCUUGUGUGUCUGUAUCUUAAUGUCAAGGUUUUUUUUUAUACUAUUCAGUUUAACUGUAAAGGAAUAAAUUGCAAUAAAAUAUUAAAAUGGAAAGCA
Messenger RNA from Siniperca chuatsi (mandarin fish), 1853 nucleotides. It is a transcript of the gene hnrnpca, whose product is annotated as heterogeneous nuclear ribonucleoprotein C. Gene Ontology annotation, cellular component: nucleus. The transcript has 10 exons. Gene Ontology annotation, molecular function: RNA binding. Bases 429 to 1379 code for a protein of 316 amino acids. Lineage: Eukaryota; Metazoa; Chordata; Actinopteri; Centrarchiformes; Sinipercidae. The record is from RefSeq and is a predicted model, not a curated record.